GGACUCUAAAGUGCAUUUUAUUCAGUAUAAGAAAGAGGAAGAAUAAGUGACUUGGUAUAGAAAAAUAACAUAUUUUUGCCAUAACUUGUGAUAUUAUUUUCGAAGACAGAGAUCAAAAUCUUAUUCCAUGACAAGAGAUUCAUUGUAUGGAUACAGUGAUAGAAACUAUUUUGAGUAAUAACAAGUCUCUAACAACAUAUAAACUUCUUAUCUCAAAAGAAAGGAAGCAAUGACUUUCAUUAUUAGACAGUGGAUCUCAUGCCACGUGUUGAACGGAAAUCGAUAGAGCAAUUUCUCAAUUCCACGUGGCAACUUAAUGGUGACUUUUAUACUCUAAACACGUUUCGACGAGAUCGACGUAACAGAAUGAGAGUUAUACAAUGAAAGGAUUGCUUGUUGAAAGAGACAUUUCUAACGAAUGAAACAUAUCUCUCGACAUAUCUCGCGAUGUUCUUUGGACCUAAGUGCGUUAGAAGAGUCACAAAAGGAAAACCUGGACGGGAAGGAAAAGAAUUGUGUCUUUACACGCGAGAAACGAACGACACCACCUUCUAUAUCCACGAAAGAAAUAGAAAACGUUCUCAACCUCUUCCUCUCGUACGACCAAGAUAAAGAUGGCAAAAUAUCUAUCCAACAGCUGAAAGAAUUGUUAUCUACACUGUUUAGCGAAGGAGACUUGGAAGAUUUGUUUGCUCAACUUUCUGUAGAUAGUUUGUAUAGCAGUGGUAUUAUUGAUUGGAUCGAAUUUUUGUUGGGCUAUGGUCAACUUGUUGCUCGAACGCGUUCUUGUUCAGAAAACAACUAACUUUAAUAAAUAGACUCAUUGUUUUUUCCUAAUCUAUUCUGCUUUUAUGAUACA
Messenger RNA from Galdieria sulphuraria, 859 nucleotides. RefSeq lists its product as uncharacterized. The coding region runs from base 419 to 805 and encodes 128 amino acids. Gene Ontology annotation, molecular function: calcium ion binding. Lineage: Eukaryota; Rhodophyta; Bangiophyceae; Galdieriales; Galdieriaceae. The record is from RefSeq and is a predicted model, not a curated record. The transcript is spliced from 2 exons.